AUGAAGUACCUCCUCUGCCUGUGUUUACUCCUUGCUGUUCUUUGUGCCGUAACCCAUUGCUACCAUGAAGACAUUUGCCAUGAAGUCAAUAAUACGAAUCUGCGCGAUGGAAUGGAAAAUUUAUUAACAUAUAACUGUGACAAGCAAGGCUCUAACUAUGCAGAUUUUGUGUUUAGAUUUUACAAGCAAGCUAUAUCAAAAGAAGCUGAUAAAAAUGUUUUCUUUUCUCCCAUGAGCAUCUCUACUGCCUUUGCCAUGUUGGCUGUUGGUGCUAAGUCAACCACCUUGUCUCAGAUUUUUGAAGGACUGGGCUUUGAUGGUCUGACUGAGACUCGCAUACAUGAUAUACAUGAAAGUUUCCAUAAAGUUUUAGCAGUACUGAACUGUGCUGAUGUUAACAUCACAUUAAAUAUAGGGAAUGCUCUUUUUACAGCUAUUGGGUAUGAACCACAGGAGACAUUUUUACAAAAUACCAAAGAAUUUUAUGAUGCAGAUUUUUUUUCUAGCAAUUUCCAUAAACCAGAAGAAGCUAAGAAGCAAAUCAAUAAAUAUGUAGAGGAGAAAACCAAGGGGAAAAUUCCUGAAUUAAUUGGUCGUCUUAAUUCAAAUACUGUAUUGGUUCUUGUUAACUACAUUUAUUUUAAAGCUGCCUGGGAAACAUAUUUUGAUCCUCUGCGUACAUAUGAGGAUGAUUUUUUUGUGAACACAAAUGCAUCUGUCAGAGUCAACAUGAUGCAGCGUGACAGUAACUAUGACACUUACUACGACCAGGAUCUCUCUUGUGAGGUGGUAGAGCUACCUUACCAGGGCACUGCACGAGCAUUGCUCAUCCUGCCUGAUGAUGGAAAGAUGAAGCAAGUGGAAGAUGCUCUCUCCAAGGAAACUGUUUGUAAAUGGGAUAACAAACUUGAGACCAGGAGAUUAGAUCUGCGGUUACCAAAGAUUUCUAUUAGUGGAUCUUAUGAUGUUAAAAACCUGUUCAAGGAAAUGGGCAUUACAGAAGUAUUCUCUAGUAAUGCUGAUCUGUCUGGAAUUAGUGGCAGCCGUGAUCUUCAGGUUUCACAAGCAAUUCACAAGGCAGUGCUGGAUGUUGAUGAGGCUGGAACUGAGGCUGCAGGAGCCACAGCCAUAAUCCUUACCAGAGUCCUCCGUCCUUCUGCUACCAUCAUAUUCAACAGACCCUUCAUUAUAUUGAUUUCUGACAAAGCAACCGGCACUACACUUUUCAUGGGGAAAAUUGUCGAUCCUACUAAGAAGUAA
Messenger RNA from Balearica regulorum gibbericeps (East African grey crowned-crane), 1260 nucleotides. RefSeq names its product serine protease inhibitor A3M. Lineage: Eukaryota; Metazoa; Chordata; Aves; Gruiformes; Gruidae. The record is from RefSeq and is a predicted model, not a curated record. Gene Ontology annotation, molecular function: serine-type endopeptidase inhibitor activity.